Messenger RNA from Amphimedon queenslandica, 2525 nucleotides. RefSeq names its product proteoglycan 4-like. Lineage: Eukaryota; Metazoa; Porifera; Demospongiae; Haplosclerida; Niphatidae. The record is from RefSeq and is a predicted model, not a curated record. Bases 15 to 2432 code for a protein of 805 amino acids. The transcript is spliced from 6 exons.
AAACCAAUUACAAAAUGGCGGACGGUAGCCAAAUGGUUCUUUCUGACCUCCUCUCUUCUUCCCUGACUGGAGAAAUGCCUCAAAUGAUGAGAGAGGGAGAAGGAAUGAGCACCAGUGAGGGAUUUACCUUUUCAUCAUCUUCUACUCUUAAAAAAGGCGAAAUACCACAAACUUUUAGUUUACCUGAUAAUAAUCCUGAUCCUUCACAACAGCAUCAGUUACUAUCUCUACCUCCUAAUAUCAACGAUCCUUCUCGAGGAGUACCUCGUCAAUUAUCUGAUUUAUAUCCCGGGGUAGACGCUCUCUUUCAUAAAAUCAGCGAACAAAGAAUUAAUAAUAAUAAUAAUAAUUUGAAAAAUACAUUCAUUUCUGGAGGAGUUCCUAAAACUGAUGAAAGGCCUUCGCCACUUUUAAAGUUAGUGAGUGAUAAAAAUAGUCCUCAAUAUCAGCCUUUCCUGGCUCCGCCCGUGAUUAAAUCAGUAAUUGCUCCGCCUACUUUUUUAACGACUUGUAUUCCCUCGUCAAAGCCACCUAAUAAUGCCAAAGUGCCACGUCCUAUUAAUUAUAAGGAGUGGGUGGAGCUUGUUCUUCCUAAUAUUCCAACGAGACCGUUUGUUCCUAAACUCCUCCCACCUUCAGCUGUGGCCCCGCCCCUUUUAAAAUUAGAAGAUCCUCUAUCAAAAAUGAGAGCUAACGGUUUCAAAUUACUUACUUUACCCUCGGACGUCCCAAACAUGCAACAUGUACAUGUACGUAAGAGCCGAAGUAGAGUCACGCCCACUAGUCGACAAAAAAGACAAAUAAGAUUUAAAUCUCCUGAUCAUACGGUUACCACGGCUACUAAAGCCAUGCCCAUUAGGAUUACGUCAUCAUCCGACGAAAUUUUGUCCAGUCCAGACUCAUCUCUUAGCAACAAGCCACGCCCAUCAUCACCUAAUAACGAACAAUUAGCACUACCUAAAGAAAUUUCUCCUCAAACUUUACCUAGCAACAAGCCCCGCCCACAAGAUACCCGUCUCACUAAAAAUCAAUUAACUCUUAGUGCAAUAAAACACGUUAACAUUAGUACCAGCAGCUAUAGUGAAGAAGAGGAGAAGGAGGAAAAAUUAUUAGUAUCAUCACACACUCAUUCACCAUCACACCACUCACCUACUUCUCCUUGUUCAGGUACACCUCCUCGUUCCCCUUCCCCUUGUUCAGGAACACCCCCACGACCCCCUUCCCCUCGUUCUCCUUCUCCUCCUCGUUCACCCUCACACCGUUCCCCCUCUCUCUCACCUCCUCCAACUAAACGGGUACCAUCACUAAAGACAUCAGUUGCCGUACAAGUUGAUAUUAAUGAUAAAUCACACCUACCUAAUGAUGGGCAGAGACUAUACACUGACGUCAUUGAUAUUGAGGAGGAGGAGGAUGUGGAGGAAGAGGUUUUUAUGGUAACGGAUCGGGUCACUAGGACUCCGCCUAUUCCUCGCCAUCACUAUGGCAACCGACCUGAUGACGUCAUGAAGCAGUUUGAACUGCUAGAGAAGCAGUUGUCCUUACUGGAAGCUAACGCUGAAGACAUUAAAGAUGAUUUCAUGACAUCAAGAAGAAUAUUAAGCACUAUUGAUAGACUCACUCCCACUGGUGGACAAGAGGCUCUCACUCCUUCUAAAUAUGGUCAACCUUUUCCAUCACCUUUUGCAACUCCUCGUUACGAUAUUGGAUCUAUAGAGAGGUCUCUACCUCCUACUCCAAACUAUAAGAAAGGAACAGAUACACCUAGGAGUCAAUUGCACACUUUUAGAAGUACUACUCCUAACACUGACAUCACUAAUGAUGGAGUGUCUCUUGAUGGUGAUUCUAAUGAGAAGAGAAGCAAUCUAAGAAGAUGGAUGUCGAAGAAGUUUUACGAACGAAAUACCGAGUACAAGAACCAGCGUGAAGAACUGAGAAGGAAAGAGAAGCGACCUUUUAAAACCAAAUCUUCUUCCUCCACACCUAAGAAACCUCUACAUCAGAAAAGAGAACAAGAGGAGAUUAAUCGUCACUCGCGACUAAAAGAAGCUCACAGUCUCAUGGAGGACAUGCUACAAUCAAGCUCUCUUCUCUCAAACUCACUUAAACAUCAACUACCAACUGAACCAGAAACAAGCAACAAGAAAAAGAAAAAGACCAUCACUAGUACUACUACUAGUAUCAAAGAGAAGAGAGAGAAGGAGAAUAGAAGAGGGUUUGGUGCAAGGACAUCAAGAAGUGUCCAGCAAUCACCAGUAAGGACUGAGGGAGGAGGGUAUAGCAAGAGGAGGAUAGCUAGUGUGGAGGGACUAACACCAAGAGAACAAGAUAAAAUGGCAGAAAUACUGGCAACUUUUAAAAACAAGAGAGGUGAUUCUUCGUCUUCUUCUGUAGACUGGGAUGAAGUAGAUGAAAUAAUGGCUGCAUCCAGUUAAUGACAUCUUCCUUAAUGAAUUCCACUCUCUCUUUUCCAUCUACAUCAUGUAUUUGUACAUUUGUUGUCCUGCAAUUUUAACACCUUCAUAUAC